Messenger RNA from Iphiclides podalirius (scarce swallowtail), 2016 nucleotides. NCBI's taxonomy places the organism in Eukaryota, Metazoa, Arthropoda, Insecta, Lepidoptera, Papilionidae. The record is from the annotation of a GenBank genome assembly.
AUGGCAGCUAGUGACUCUGAGGAUGAAAGACCAACUUUUGAUUGGGAUGAAAUAUUUUCUGAAGCACAAAAACGUGACAUAAAACAUCGUGUCUUUGUGCCUGGGUUCAGAGGGAUACCACCGUACCCUAAGGUGUCUGCACUGACACAUCAGCAGCAUUACCAAUGUCUCAAGGUGUUGUGUACUCAGAACCCUCACAUUUUGGAUGCUGAAUUCAUACCACGCCCCACAAAGCAAGAUUAUAGAGUCUUUGAGGAAGUCCAAAUAACUUACGCUAAAGAACAAAAGGAAUAUAUAGAAUGGGCCAAAAACCUUUGGAUGACUGGACACUGUAUAAGAGCUCUGAGGCCCAAGCCACCGGUAGAGGCAGCUUAUGAGGCAGAGUUUGAAGUGAAAGCUAAGGAAAUGCAAUCUUUCCCUAAGAGAUAUACAAUGGCUGCACAAAUACCACUGGAAAGCAGAAACGAGAACUUUGAAAUGAUCUGUGAAAAAGAGCUAAUAGGAGUGGAUGUGUCUGAGUUGCCAGAAGUAAACAAGUUGGAGCCUGUACAGAAACGUUUAUCGAUUAUGAUGCCUCGCUCCAUACCAGAACCAUGUACAAAACACCCUUGCCGCUUUGUAUUACCAAAUGAAUCUUCAACGACAAUCCUGCCAUUGACAGAAGUCCACAGGGAGCUGGCUCAGUACGCAUUAGACAAUGGUGCUGAGUUUAUAACCAGCGAGAAAGCGCUCAAAUGUCUGGUGGAGAUUGACCGAAACUGGACGAUAUGCCUCUCCGUCUGUGAAGCGUACACACUAGAGGGAGAAAAGCGUAACGUACUGGUGCUCGGUGGUGAACUGAUUGUUCGCAAGGAGUGCGCCCAGGUGAGGACCUACCGGGCCUUCAGGCACCUCCUCCAGUACUCGCUGGUGCCCGAGGUGGAGAAAUCCAAGUUGAUGUACAGGAGCAAGGAUAGAUCGGAAGGCGAGCGAAGGCCGAGCAGAGCCUUGCAACAGCCGAAGGAUACAGAUGAGUCGAGCGACGACGAGGGAUUCAACUUGUUUAUAGUAUCCGGAGAGGCACAAACAGACAGUAAUUCGGACACAGAACACAUGCAGCCCGAUGAGUUGGAUCCUGCCAAGGUGAAGCUGAACACUAAGCCACAAAGGAUCAGCAAAGCAAGGGAGAAGCAGAAGAAUGAAUUCUACAAAUGUACAUGCGAAGAUACUCUAUUUGAGCGCCCCCCGCCGAGGUCCUUCCGGAAAUGGCGCCUAAGAAACUCGGGAACGCAGGAAAGCUAUGACGUCAUUGUGCACUGUUCACACAAACUUAAGGGUAGCAACGGCGAGGUGGUGCUGGAGCCGAUACCGGAAUAUCAACUGGACCUGGGGGCAAGCCAGGUGUCGAAAGAGAAGAUCAAGAGCCUCGCCCUCUCGCUCAACUUGAGGAAGAACGCGUCGGUGAUGACUGUGAGGGUGGACGGCUCCACCGGCGAAGUGGUGAGGUCAGACAGCAUGAACUUCGACCAGCUGGCCUUGGAGCACGGAGACCAGAUGCCGGAUGUGGCGCACUCCUUGUCUUCCGCCCUGGGCCAGCUCUGCCACUUGCUACCCGGCCAUUACCUCUUGAACCACGAGGUCAGCCACGGGCGCAACGCGCUGCUGUUCGCGCCGGGCGCCGGCGGGGCGGGGGCGGGGGCGGGGGCGGGGGCGGGGGCGCUCAGCCUGGACUUCGCGGGGGCGCCCCUCGCGGAACUGGACGAGGCGGCCGGACUGAACACGGCACCGACGCUCACUCCCCUUCUCUUGCCCGCACACAAGUUCCGCAAGAUCCUGCCGUGCGCCUUCACUCCGCACGAGAACCAGCUGUCCAAAGAGGCGAAGCGGCCGCCGGCGCGCCAGCGCCAACCGCCAACCGCCAUCGCGUUGGACGCGGAGGAAGAGAACGGCGCGAAAGUAAAGGUACCGCCGCACUGGGUCCGAUUUCUCGCGCGAAUCCUUUUUAGUUCUGUAGAAUGCGGACGUCGGAAGCUGCGC